Messenger RNA from Alligator sinensis (Chinese alligator), 1923 nucleotides. It is a transcript of the gene SH3GLB1, whose product is annotated as SH3 domain containing GRB2 like, endophilin B1. The transcript has 10 exons. Gene Ontology annotation, cellular component: cytoplasm; membrane. The coding region runs from base 195 to 1136 and encodes 313 amino acids. Lineage: Eukaryota; Metazoa; Chordata; Crocodylia; Alligatoridae. Gene Ontology annotation, biological process: membrane organization. The record is from RefSeq and is a predicted model, not a curated record. Gene Ontology annotation, molecular function: protein binding.
CAGAAGAAAAAUUUGGUCAAGCAGAGAAGACAGAGCUAGACGCUCACUUGGAGAACCUUCUCAGUAAAGCAGAAUGUACAAAAUUGUGGACAGAAAAAAUUCUGAAACAGACAGAGGUGUUACUGCAGCCAAAUCCGAAUGCUAGAAUAGAAGAAUUUGUCUAUGAAAAGUUGGACCGCAAAGCACCAAGUCGUAUGAAUAAUCCAGAAUUACUGGGCCAGUAUAUGAUAGAUGCUGGGAAUGAAUUUGGCCCAGGGACAGCAUAUGGAAAUGCACUCAUCAAAUGUGGGGAAACACAAAAGCGAAUUGGAACAGCAGACAGAGAACUAAUUCAAACAUCUGCUAUAAACUUUCUCACUCCACUAAGAAAUUUUACUGACGGGGACUACAAAACAAUUGCUAAAGAAAGAAAGCUACUGCAAAACAAGAGACUAGAUUUGGAUGCAGCGAAAACCAGACUGAAGAAGGCAAAGGUUGCAGAAGCUAGAGCUGUACAACUAAACACGUCUCAGCCUGAAGAAAAUAACAUUAUGGUAAAUGUCUCUUACAUGCUCAACUUGCUGCAUGUAAAGUGGCUAAAGAUUUGGGCAGAAGAAGUGACAAAAUCUGAACAGGAAGUAAGAAUAACUCAGAGUGAAUUUGACCGUCAAGCAGAGAUUACAAGACUUCUGCUGGAAGGAAUCAGCAGUACACAUGCACAUCAUCUUCGCUGUCUGAAUGAUUUUGUUGAAGCUCAGAUGACUUAUUAUGCACAAUGUUACCAAUAUAUGUUGGACCUCCAGAAACAACUUGGAAGCUUCCCAUCUACCUUCCUCUCUAACAAUAAUCAGUCUUCCUCAACCCCUGUGCCAAGUGUAUCUGCUCCAUCAGUCUUGGCCUCUGCUUCUGCUUCAUUGCCUUCAGUAAGCAAUUCAGUAGUUACUUCAGGCUUCAGUGAACUGAAGUCAUCAAGUGGCAACAGGAAGGCCAGAGUUCUCUAUGAUUAUGAUGCUGCAAACAGCAGUGAAUUAUCGCUACUUGCAGAUGAGGUGAUAACAGUUUACAGUAUCCCUGGCAUGGAUUCAGACUGGUUGAUGGGUGAAAGGGGAAAUCAGAAGGGCAAAGUGCCUAUUACUUAUUUAGAACUGCUAAACUAAAUGGUUGGCCUAUAUAAAGACUGUCAGUUAUGGUGACAUCCUAUUUAUGUACAAUUAACUUUAUAUAAGCAGGUUUAAGUGUCUUCCAUAUUAUUGUCUUAAGGGACAAAUACCAGCCUUCAGAAACUGGCUUUUCUGCCAAUGUUGUUGCAUGGUAAAUACUCUGUUCAGAUUUAAUUUGUGUUUAAAGCUUUUACUUCAUGUGCCAAGAAUGUGUUUCCUACAGAAUUGUUUCUACUGAAGUUUUCACUAAUACAAGCUUCUACUUUUGAGUAAUCUAGAUUGAAAGCAGGAGGUACUGUUUUCUACUGAAUUUUUCAUUAAUGGCAAGCUUCUUUCUUCACAUAAAAUAAACUUAUUGUGAAUUGAUGGCAGUUUGAUUUCAGUUAUUUGUUCAGUAGUCAAUAGCCAUGACCAGGUCAAAUAUAAAACUACUUUGUAAAAUGGUUUUAGUUGUUCAAGAUGGUAUGUAGAAUGCAAACAUACUGAUUUACAUGGUUAGAAGUGGAACGGUAUAGGCAUUGAAGAACUUCAAAAAAGAAGAAAAAAGUUGUGACUUAAGGUGUAAGGUAUAGUUUAAAAUGUUAGUACUUCUAUUUAAUGCAUGGUUGGAUUGAAUUCUUUUUUUUUUUUCAGUCAUGAGUUUUCAUCAUGACCUAAAUCAUCAAGGAUAAACCUUAAUUAAUACUAAAUUUGCUUUGAAUUUGUACUUUUUUAGCUAUUUUAACAAGGGAAGUUUUAUUCUCAGUGGCUGGUAACUAAUAAAGAUGGUUGAAUUGCAAAUGUA